AUCAAUUAUAUAAAACGUCAUACAAGUUGACGUUAAGAUAAUUACAUACUUCUAAUAUUUAUAUAAAAGAAGCAUCAUGAGCGGGGACACGCUGUAUGAAAGACCACAGAGAAAGAAUGUUCCCGAAAUACGAGCGCACGACUAUUUAUACGAUUCAACGUUCAUUGUAUCCGGCGCAAGGGACUACGCGAGGACCGCUUUCAAAGGCGCAAUGGCAUCGGCUCAAGUUAUCAUUCAGCCGGUUUACAGAACUAUGUUCUCGAACAUCAAGAAAUAUCCACGAAUGCGCGUCGUAUAUUAUCCGAAUUGCCGUCUACCAGACCACGUUGACGCCUCGUACGGCGCCUACGUGAGGAGGAGGAGGAUCGCCCCGGCGGCUUCUACUCCGGAACUCCUGGGAAAGGAACGGUUCAAAUAUUGCGCUGCGCCACGUCAAGUUUUGGCUGUGCCGAGAACGACUCCCGACUUCCAGCCUCAGACGCCGGAGUGCGCACCCUCGCUCCCCCACAAGCCGAGGAGCAGAGGAACUCAAAGCCUUUACAGGGAGUCAUCAGCCCAGACGGUUCCUUGGCAGCCCGACGCGAGACAAGCCGAGGGUUGCGAGCGAACUCCAGAAGUGUUAUACCUCGAUAAGUUGGAGUGGGGUCCGGGUCAACCGUAUCGCACCGGGGACUUGCCCGCCGAUUUUCAUACCACCGAAAUAAUAAACAAGAUGCGUCACGCCCGCAUCUGGUCGGAGGUGGCCGAGCAGGGGAAAUUCCCGCGCUGGAUGAAGAAACGCGACGCCAUUAUAACGGACGUCGAGACCAAGGACUGGAUAUUCAGGGAGACGGAAAUAGAUGAGCUGCAAGAGAUUCGCCUGGAGUUGCUGCACCGGAUGCAAAUGGCGAACCGCCAGAAGCAGACCUCGAGGACCGGGACGAAGCUGGCGAGGCUCUGGGACGCGAAGAAGCGGGAAAUGGACAAGAAGAUCGAGGGCAUACGAAGGGCCAGGGAUAGAGAAUUACGAAAGCUAAGCGCUGUACAUAGCAGCGGAGGUCGCGCCGGCCUUGUGGCCGCGUUGCGCGCGUCUCGCGGUGCCGGGUCGGCUCGCGCAGAGGCCGUGGACCCUUCGUCGGACGCGCACGCGCCGUUAGCAAGGCACGGGUACCAGGCGCGCAGAAGACACGCGGAGAUCACGUACGACCCGGACCUGUUGUCCCUCGAAGACCAUGAAGAGCUUUCGAAGCCUCCUUCUUGGCUGGACAAAUGCGGCCAGGAUCUGACCAGGACCUGUUCCGGGCAUCAUCUACCCAGAGACGUGACCCAGCUAUGCCAGCGGGAGACGAAAUGGAGUGAGAGCUUCUUAGAGAGCCUGCACAACGACUUGAAGAAGGCCCGUCUUGGCGCCGGAUCCCAAUCCGCCGGUCCUCUCCGGGUCCUCAGACCUCGCGUGACUAACGCCAGCCCUCGCCCUCCCACUCCCGAGGUGGAGGCGGUCGAUGAUACGGAAGAAGAGAACCACCAGGCCGCCCUAAUGCUGCAGAGGGUUUUGAGGGGCAGAGCGGUACAGACUCUGAUGUACGAAGGUCGCACGCGGGCGGCCGAGUUGACUGAGGAACUGAAGACCACGCACGGACUCCAGAAAGAAGACAAGUCCCGCAUCGCUCGUGAAGAGACUAAAGCGAGAGAAUACAACAUCUUCAAAAUGGAAAGAGAACAAAGGGAGGAAGCCGUGACUGCACUCGUUGACGAGUUAUGCGGGGGCGCAGUCUCGACCGCUUUGGACUUCUUGGAGAAGGAGCUGCGCAGGCUCAGAGAGGAAAGGAGACAGCACGCGUAUAUACUUAUCGCUUUGCGUGACAAGACGAUGCGCGAAGCUGCCGAAGCCGGCAGGAGACAGAAGGAGGAGCAUAGACGCAUGGAACACGACCAGAUGUUCAAGCAGAUAUUGGGAGUUACGCAAGAGACAGUCGAUGAUUAUCUGCUGGAGAUUGUGAGCGGAGGAGUGGAGCUCGCAGCGGAGAGAGACGCGCUGCGGAGAGCGCAGGCCAAUGCGGAUAAGAUCGAUGCGGACUUUGCGGAAAACGAAUCGAUUUCGACGGCGGAGCAGAACGAGCUGGUGGCGGAACUGGUGCACCAGUUUCUGUUGCCGCACGCGCACCGGACGGCGGCGCGGCACCGCAUCGCCGCCACGCAGCAGGCCAGGAUGGAGGCGGCCAGGAGCACCAUAUUUGGUCUCAUUGACGAACCGGACAAGACAGAAUUACAAUGCAUUAAAUGCGGUACACCCCUCGACGAGAGAUGUCGCUGUAAGAUAUGUCCUAUUUCUCUGGCACCAGCCGAGCGACCAGCCAGAGAUGACCCUCGAUGGAAGCACACUAGAAGUCGGCCCCGUGUCGAACCGAAGUCACUCAGCGAACGCUAUCCAGUACAUCACGAACUGCGCUGCAUGCUCAACGUGUUGGUCGAUGAAGCUGUGUUGGAGUCCCGCGACACGCGUCGAGCGAGGGUCGCCUUGAGAAGCGAAUGGGGGCGGUCGUUGCGGGAGAGAACCGAAGCUACCAUCGAUGCAGUGGAGAUGAUCGACACUGCUAUCAGCAGGGCGACGGGAGAGGUUCCGGUGCCGUUGAAGAAGAGAGAAUACCAUCACUACAUGAAGAGAGUCAUAGGAGAUGCUUUAGAACGGAGCGAGCCUUACCACAAGUCGCCGUGUCCGCUGGAGCUGCCCUCGGAGGUCCGUCGGAGGGCCGAGGAGGAGGCGAGGCUCGGAGACAGCACAUGCCGCUGCGAGGAUGACGGAAAGUCUGCAAUACAACUCGAUGACGAGAAGCAUCUGCUGCCCUCAGAGCUCAGGGCGCUCGAGGACCUGAGACGCUGCAAGUGUGACGCUGACUCCAUCACCACUGCCACUCAUGAUCAAUGUUCUACCGAAGAUUUUCAAACUAAUGUCGAAGGUGAAGAUGACGAGACUGACCUAAUUUAGUUUAUAUAUGCUUUCUUGUAAACAUAUCGCUUAUUCGGGCCCCGCAAUCUAUUGGGAAGGUAGCGCUCGGAUUGAGCGUCAGCGCGGACGUUGACCUCGCGCGUCACAUGCUUAUAUUUGUAUUACAUUGCUGUUUUUUUUUAUUGCUUAGAUGAGCGGACGAGUUCACAGUCCACCUGGUGUUAAGUGGUUACCGGAGCCCAUAGACAUCUACGACGUAAAUGCGCCAACCACCUUGAGAUAUAAGUUCUAAGGUCUCAGUAUAGUUACUAUAGCUGCCUCGCCCUUCGAACCGAAACGCAUUACUGCUUCACGGCGGAAAUAGGCGAGGUGGUGGUACCUACCCGCGCGGAUUCAUAAGAGGUUCUACCACCAGUUAAGAAUGUGCAAUCUUUGUUCGUUACUAUAACAUUCUACAGCAGUGGGUUAAUUGUAUGUGUGCGAUCCAAAACUGAUGUUGUUAAGUUAAUGAUAAUGAUGAAUAGAGCCGUUUUAAGAAAAAAAAAUUGAUAGUCUGCGCAAUGGAUGCUUAAGUGGUACUUGGAAACUCUACUUGGCGUAGCUGUAGCGUCUUCAGUGGAAUGUUGACCUCUUGUUCUAAAAAGGGCGCAUACAAAUUCUAGCUAAAUACCGACAAACUUUAUCAAUAUAGCUUAUUGUAUAUUUAUAUUGUAUUUUUUUGUUAAAGAAAUCGAAUUAAUAUUGAAUUAACGAUUUAUAAUCUCGACAAAAAAAAAAAAAGUACAGUAAAAAAAAAAAUUUGACGGUAGUUAGAAAAAUAUUCAAAUAUAUUUUGGUAAACAAAUUUCGGUAAUUAGGGGAGGUCGUUAUUUAGUAGUUAUAAUGAAAAUAAUCAACCGACAACCGAAGAUUGGAUACAAUUACGAACUAUUGCGUAUAAAUGAGUCAAUGAUGACAUAAUCAAGGGCGGAUCCAACUUUGGCGCCAGGAGGGGGUCACAUAAUCGUGGGCAAGUUAAGAACUUAUAAUUUAAUUUUGAUAACAAUAGAUAAUAAAUAAAUCAUGAUGUUCCUCAAUUAGUCCAAGUUAGUUCAAGUCCUGGAACUGGCUCGGGGGGGGGGGGGGGGGGGGGGGUCAUGACCCCCAUGGCCCCCCCUGGAUCCGUCGUUGGACAUAAUAAUAUCGGUAUUAUGUAUUUGGAGUGUUUAAAUUUAAAGAUGAUAAUGAUGAUAUGACCUAUUAUGUUUUUGGGAUCAAAUAAAGUUACUAUGAAUGAAA
Bombyx mori (domestic silkworm) is the source of this 4204-nucleotide messenger RNA. RefSeq names its product cilia- and flagella-associated protein 91. Lineage: Eukaryota; Metazoa; Arthropoda; Insecta; Lepidoptera; Bombycidae. The transcript is spliced from 26 exons. The coding region runs from base 77 to 2965 and encodes 962 amino acids. The record is from RefSeq and is a predicted model, not a curated record.